Molecule: messenger RNA, 4365 nt
Organism: Apodemus sylvaticus (European woodmouse)
Lineage: Eukaryota; Metazoa; Chordata; Mammalia; Rodentia; Muridae
Gene: Slc23a1
Product: solute carrier family 23 member 1
Exons: 16
Coding region: 1922-3739 (605 amino acids)
Biological process (GO): transmembrane transport
Cellular component (GO): membrane
Molecular function (GO): transmembrane transporter activity
Source: RefSeq, a predicted model, not a curated record
GCUGUGCUCCAGCUAGACCAACAAUGUCCGUCUACCAGUGGAAGGUCCAAGAAUCCAGUUGUUGUUCAGUCCAUGAGGCUGGAAGUCUCAGCUGCUCUUCAGUAUCUGUCAGGGUCCCAAAUAGUCUCCAAUGCCGGGGGAGAGAUGGACUUGCCAGCAAGAGUAAAAAGCUAGUAGACCAAGAGAGCAAGGCUGUGCCCAGGUUAAAGUGGAUCUUCCCACCUCAGUGUUUGGUUUCAAACCCAGGGACAAGGGACUGAGGUGCAUAUUUUACAGACCAAACCAGACCUGGCCUCCAGGUUCUCCCAGCAUCCCUGGGUCCUGACCUGGCACACCCUGCCCCCAACCCUGAACUUCCCAGCCCAUGGGCUGGGCGGCCCCCAGAGGCUCCUCCCUAUAGAAUCCAGACAUUUUGAUCUCUCUCCUCUCUCUCUUUCUCUCCCUCUCUCUGCCCACACACCCUUUCUCUUCCCACUCUCCCCACCCCCACUCUCUCCUCAUGGCAAUAAACCUGCCUUUGUGUAUGUUAAUCUGGCUUGAAUUGGCUCAUUUUACUGGCAGUGGAAAUAAUGUGUCAUUCGAGGAUCCAGAAUAAAAGUGGGUUUUCCCAUUUCAAAUGACGUAAUUAAGGAAAAAAAAUCUCACGGACCAUUUGAGUUUUAGUUAAUUCCAGGCAUCAUCAAGUUGAUCACCAAGCUAGCCUGACGUUCUCUAUGUAAACCAGGCUGUCCUUCAAUUCACAGAGAUCCAUCUCCUGCCUGCCUCAAGUGUGCUGGGGUUAAAGGAAUGUGCCGCUAUGCUAGCUAGGCCUGAAGUAACUCUUAAGAGAAGCAACAAUAGGUAAUGUUCUAAUCUUUGGAGCAGAUCAGAAUGUUAUAUCCACCCCAGGCCAGAUAUCUCCUAUUCUUUUGAGCAGUAGGCUUAAGGAACAGUGACAGAGUGGAUGUUUAUCUUCCUAGUGUUGCCUGAGAAACAGGAGGUGGGGUCCAAAACUGACCAUUCUCAGUGGCCUCUAAGGUUACACUGCCAGAUAGGGUCUUAAAGACGUCACUAUGGUGGAGGCUAGUGUCAUGGUCCACACACGCACUGGGACACUUUUUCAAACCUUGUAAUGCACAUGUCCUGGUGAGGUUUGGGCUGUAUUGAGCUGUGAUUGAAGAAGGGGGGGUAGGGGCUCCCUUUUUGCCACCCGCAGAGAGCUGGGAGGAGCUGCAGAGGCCCAACAGGUCAGACCACUUUGGGAACUGCAGUGCAGGAACCAGGAGAGGAGUGGAUCAAGAAGCAGACGGAAGGUUGGAGCUGGACAGGGAGCUGCAUUCAAGACGGCCAUGAAGCUGCUGCCCGGCUGGAGAGCCCUGCUGCCCCUUAGUCCUUGGCCUGGCCUGUGCCCCUGCAUCCCAGCCCCACCAUGGGCACAGCAACUCACAACAGUGAAAGAGUUAACUCGUGCAGCCCGAGAGGGUACGAGUGACUGCGCAUGUACAAAUACAGGUACUGGCAUUUGAUCCUAACCCUGAAGAGCAGCGAAGGUGAUAAGAUAAACUUCCAUUGAUAAAUGGGGAGGGUUUUGAGAGCAGGUGAUGAGUCACGUCCUCUCCUGCUCCUCGCGUGUCAUCCCUACACUGUCCCCUCUUCACCCUGUAGACUCUGGCCCUCUCUAGAGAAACAAGAACAGGCCUUGUGCCAGGCUUGGAUGCUGGUAGGAGGGAGGAUACUCAGCAGGCACACAUGCCCCUUGCUUUACCACCAGAGCCAGAGUUAAUACCUCACCUCCGCCCAGUAUCCUUUCGCAAUCCUGAGCUACGGGCCUGGUUACAGAUUGACUUCGAACAAUGUCUGAUGAGUGGAGUAAAGUCCUCCCUGGCCUUGGUCAAGCCCUCUUCUUUUUUCCUCAGAGGUUUCUCAAACCUGUGCCUCAGAGAUGAAAACUCAGGAGGACGCCGAGAGCCCAAAGCAGCAUGAGGUUCGGGACUCAGCAGGGAUUUCCACCAGGGACCAGGUGGCGCCUUUGCCCACAGAGCCCAAGUUUGACAUGUUGUACAAGAUUGAGGACGUGCCACCAUGGUACCUGUGCUUCCUGCUGGGUUUCCAGCAUUACCUGACCUGCUUCAGUGGCACCAUCGCUGUGCCCUUCCUCCUGGCUGAGGCGCUGUGUGUGGGCCGUGACCAGCAUAUGGUGAGUCAGCUCAUCGGUACCAUCUUCACCUGCGUGGGUGUCACCACUCUCAUCCAGACCACAGUGGGCAUCCGGCUGCCGCUGUUCCAGGCCAGUGCCUUUGCGUUUCUGGUUCCAGCCAAGUCUAUCCUGGCCUUGGAGAGGUGGAAGUGUCCUUCGGAAGAGGAGAUCUAUGGUAACUGGAGCAUGCCCCUGAACACCUCUCAUAUCUGGCAUCCUCGAAUUCGGGAGGUCCAGGGUGCAAUCAUAGUGUCCAGUAUGGUGGAGGUGCUGAUUGGGCUGAUGGGGCUGCCUGGGGCCCUCCUCAGCUACAUUGGGCCUCUCACCGUCACCCCCACUGUCUCCCUUAUUGGCCUCUCUGUUUUCCAAGCUGCUGGUGACCGAGCUGGCUCCCAUUGGGGCAUUUCGGCUUGCUCCAUCCUACUGAUCGUCCUGUUCUCCCAGUAUCUCCGCAACUUCACCCUCCUGCUGCCUGUUUACCGAUGGGGCAAGGGCCUCACUCUCUUCCGCAUCCAGAUCUUUAAGAUGUUUCCGAUCGUGUUAGCCAUCAUGACCGUGUGGCUGCUCUGCUAUGUGCUGACCCUGACAGACGUGCUGCCCGCAGAUCCCACAGUCUAUGGCUUCCAGGCUCGAACUGAUGCCCGAGGGGACAUCAUGGCUAUCUCUCCCUGGAUCCGAAUCCCCUACCCAUGUCAGUGGGGCCUACCCACAGUGACUGUGGCUGCCGUUCUGGGAAUGUUCAGUGCCACACUGGCGGGCAUCAUUGAGUCCAUCGGUGAUUACUAUGCCUGUGCCCGGCUGGCUGGAGCACCACCCCCUCCAGUACAUGCCAUCAACAGGGGAAUUUUCACUGAAGGCAUCUGCUGCAUUAUCGCUGGGCUACUGGGCACAGGCAACGGGUCCACCUCUUCCAGCCCCAACAUUGGGGUCCUAGGGAUUACCAAGGUGGGCAGCCGAAGAGUCGUGCAGUACGGUGCAGGUAUCAUGCUAAUCCUGGGUGCCAUUGGCAAAUUCACAGCUCUCUUUGCCUCGCUGCCAGACCCCAUCCUGGGAGGAAUGUUCUGCACCCUUUUUGGUAUGAUCACUGCCGUGGGACUGUCCAAUCUGCAGUUUGUGGACAUGAACUCCUCCCGCAACCUCUUUGUACUGGGAUUCUCCAUGUUCUUUGGCCUCACACUACCCAACUACCUGGACUCCAACCCAGGUGCUAUCAACACAGGCAUUGCUGAAGUGGAUCAGAUCCUAACUGUGCUGCUGACCACAGAGAUGUUUGUCGGCGGGUGCCUUGCUUUCAUACUGGACAACACAGUGCCAGGGAGUCCAGAGGAAAGAGGCCUGAUACAGUGGAAAGCUGGAGCCCACGCCAACAGUGAGACCUCAGCCAGUCUCAAGAGCUACGAUUUCCCCUUUGGGAUGGACAUGGUAAAAAGGACCACCUUUUUCAGAUAUGUCCCCAUCUGCCCAGUCUUCAGAGGAUUUUCUAAAAAGACAGAAAAUCAGCCUCCAGUUCUAGAAGACACUCCGGACAAUAUAGAAACUGGGUCUGUGUGUACCAAGGUCUGAAAACUACCUCUACGAAAGGAGACAUUGUGUGUAACAGGAAAAGAAAACUACCCAGGAGACAGAAGACCUGAGUUGGAGAUCUCAGCUGUACCCUAUUCCAAAUUCCCAUGGAAGCUUGUACAGAUCAUCCUCUGUGACUCCACUGCCGUGUCAGCCCAAGUCUCUAAGUACUCCAGAGACCUGUACUGUAGUCCUGUCUUCUCACUUCCACUUCCCCAAGCAUGCAGUCAAUGUAGAGAGGAAGAGCUGGAGAUCCUCUACACUGAGAGCUGAUAAAAAAGAAACCUGGAGAGAUUCCAGGGGUAGAUGUAGACAUGAAGAUAGGAUUAAAGAACCAACCAACCAACCCACCCUGAAUUUAAUUCAAUGCCAUGUAUUUUAAGACCAAUAUUAAGACAUAAUAUUAAGUAACAUAGUGGACCAAUAAUUUAGAUAAGUAUUCUCCCUUUACACAGGGGAAAUAAAUCUAUACUUUCAGACUAGUUCAGUAAUAAAAAUGUCUGUUUAGAAUGUUCUAGUCCUCGGCUUGACCUUCAACAUUAAAUAUGUAGAAAUAAAAACCCUUAAAAGAAAAAAAGCAAGCAUGGUUUAAUUGUAAAAUCAAAACAAAACAAAAACCCAGAAUU